UACAAUAUACAACUUGUAAGAAUGUAGAUGAUAGGUACAAUGAAUAUGAUCCCACAAUAGCAAAUAACGUGCAUGUCGAAAGAUGUACAAAAAGACACUUCAGACAAUUAAAUUUUGGUUUUUAUUCGAGCAAAUAUUACUUUUUUAAAAAUGUAUCGUUAUUUAAUUUUAUUGUUCUUGUUUUCGUAAUGAACUCACUAAUAAAUUAGUUGCAUCUAGCAAAACACAAACGGAAAAUAUUAUUAUAAUUCUUAUCACGUUGUAACACUACAGAAAUGUUAGACCAAAAUGAGAAAAUAUGAAAAUGAAAACCUCCAUACAGACCGUUGACAAAUCGGACGAAGAAUAUAAAAAUAACAUUGCCAUAAAUAUUAAAUAUUUCCCUCAGAGAUGGGUCAUGGCCGCCAUGGCCACGUUGGGCCUGACAAUGACCAUGCUGAUGCGAGCCUCGCUGAGCGUCACCAUAACGCAGAUGGUGCUGGCGACCGUCAACAACGUUCAGUCGGCGGCCGACAAGGGAAAGUCCAUCUAUUGCCCGGUGCCGCCGUCGGUCAAGUUGGGUGAUGGCAACACCACCACCGUCGUGGAGAACUACGGCGACCGAUUCGACUGGGACCAGCCGACGCAAGGAAUGGUCCUGUCGGCGUUCUUCUACGGCUACAUCAUCACGCACAUACCGGGCAGCAUUUUGGCGCAAAAGUACGGCGGCAAGUACAUCAUGGGCCUGGGCGUACUCUGCUCGUCGGUGCUAACGUUGCUCACGCCGUUCGUCGCUCAUUUCGGUCCGACGCCGCUGAUGGCCUUGCGGUUCGUCGAAGGUCUCGGCGAGGGUUCGACUUUCCCGGCGCUUUGUACGCUGUUGGCGCGAUGGGCACCGCCGCUUGAAAAAGGAAGACUGUCGACCAUUGUAUUUUCUGGUGCUCAAAUCGGAAACAUACUGGCAAUCCUGUUGAGCGGUAUGAUUAUUGUCUACGUGCCCGGCGGUUGGCCUAACGUGUUCUAUAUAUACGGGUCUUGUUCGAUUAUUUGGUUUUGUGUCUGGUGCAUGGUCGUCUACGACGAUCCGGAGUCGCAUCCGUUCAUUUCGGAGGAAGAACGAGAAUAUCUUAAACAGUCCAUUGGAAACGUGGAAAAAAUUGAAGAUUUAGCGCCUACUCCGUGGAAACGCAUAUUGACGUCCUGGCCCGUUUGGGCGCUAAUCGUAAUAGAAUGUGGACACGAUUGGGCUUUUUACACUAUAAUGACAGAUCUGCCAAAGUACCAAAACGACGUGCUACAUUUUUCCAUAAAACAAAAUGCGUUAUUGUCGUCGAUUCCGUUCAUGGCGCAAUGGAUCACGUCGAUUUCUUCGAGCAUCUUGUGCGAUUGGCUGUUAAAAAAAAACUACAUGUCCGUCACGGCUGUUAGGAAAACUUUUGCUGCCGUCGGUAACAUAUUGCCGGCUUACGGGGUGAUGGCCGCGUCGUUUGUGGGAUGUGACACAGUUGCAACGACGCUUUUCUUCACGCUGGGUAUGUCUAUGAUGGGCUUUAGUUGUUCCAGCAUUAGGAUUAACGCUUUGGACUUGUCGCCAAACUACUCAGCCUCGAUAAUGGCUUUAGUCAACGGUAUUGGAUCUAUGACAGGAAUGAUUUCACCGUACGUUACAGGAGUUCUAACGACACAAAGAACUGUACUAGAAUGGCGUUUAGUGUUUUGGAUAAUGUUGAUCAUAAUGAUGACUUCGACUAUUACCUUUAUAAUUUUUGGAAGUGCCAAGCUCCAACCUUGGAACGAUUCGUACAACAAUUUGGGAAACAAUCUAGACAAUAAACUGAAGACUUUUGGUAAAAUGAACAAUGCACAAAUAACAGAUUAACACACGUCGAUGAAAAUGAAACGUUUAGGUUAACUGUUUAUUUCGAAUGAAUUUUUUUUAGGUAGAUGUUUUUUUAUUGUAUGUAUAUACCUAAAUAUUUUUAAUUUUGUUACUAACCGAAGUGAUUUGUUUUUUUUUAAUA
This is a messenger RNA of Adelges cooleyi (spruce gall adelgid), 2000 nucleotides long. RefSeq names its product sialin-like. Bases 299 to 1858 code for a protein of 519 amino acids. Gene Ontology annotation, molecular function: transmembrane transporter activity. Gene Ontology annotation, biological process: transmembrane transport; monoatomic anion transport. Lineage: Eukaryota; Metazoa; Arthropoda; Insecta; Hemiptera; Adelgidae. The transcript is spliced from 9 exons. The record is from RefSeq and is a predicted model, not a curated record.